Messenger RNA from Mytilus trossulus (common blue mussel), 458 nucleotides. RefSeq lists its product as uncharacterized. Lineage: Eukaryota; Metazoa; Mollusca; Bivalvia; Mytilida; Mytilidae. The record is from RefSeq and is a predicted model, not a curated record. The coding region runs from base 17 to 367 and encodes 116 amino acids. The transcript is spliced from 4 exons.
GUGAUUUUUCUAACAAAUGAUUGUUUUUUGUCACAAAGCAGGAUACUUCAUUUUUUUUUAUGCUGUAUAUGUUUAUCACGUGUAUUGCGUAACUGUCUUGUAUUGCAGGUUGAUAACAGCAGAGUGUUUCAUAGACCUUCAUACACUGACGGCAUUUUGUCAUAGAACAAAAAGAAGAAUGCAGUUUUGUGUGUGUUUUGUUGUCUUUCUGUUGUUAGUGUCCGUUAGAGUCAACAUGGCUAAACAAGACAUUCUGGAAGACAAUGUCCUUUAUCAUGCGAUUGUUAAAAGAAGUCCGUGUCGACCUUUCCCUGGUCUUCUACCUACUGUUCCUCUUCGUUGCAAGUGCGGGGAAUGCGAUGGCUAGUGGAUUCAGCUAUCCGUCAUUUAGAGGUCCUAACAAUCCUACCAGAAACAGGGAAAUAUAAUCUUUUUUAAUAUGAACUUGUUAAAAUAAA